Molecule: messenger RNA, 729 nt
Organism: Lathyrus sativus (Indian pea)
Lineage: Eukaryota; Viridiplantae; Streptophyta; Magnoliopsida; Fabales; Fabaceae
Source: the annotation of a GenBank genome assembly
AUGGAUGAAGAAGUUUUUUAUGGCAUGUUGAAUACAAGGAAAACAGCAUUGGUGAAACAGUUGAUUGUCAUUGCUAUGAUGGCUAUGUUUGUUGCAGAUGCAGCUGAUACAAAUGAUAUUUAUAGUCCAUGUCUUGAUGCUAAAGUUCAGAAAGGAGAUGGUUUUACCUUUGGCAUUGCGUUUUCUAGCAAGCAAUCUUUCAAUCCGGAUAAUGGUCCACAGCUUUCGCCUUGUGACUCUCGCCUCGACCUUCCAAAAAAGGGAGCACAACUUGCUGUGUUUAGGCCGAUGGUCGACGAAAUCUCCCUGCUUACAAUUAACAGGAGCACCUUGGACCUGGCCGCAAGUGGUGGAUAUAUGGUGGCAUUUGCAGGACAGAAAUAUGCGGCAAGAUCGCUACCGAUUAUGUUUGCCGACAACACUCACACAAUUACCAGUUUCACUUUGGUUCUUGAAUUUCAAGAGGGAACCCUUCAAAACUUGUUCUGGAAGAGUUUCGGUUGUGAUUCAUGUUCCCGUGGAAGCAUUUGCUUAAAUAAUCAAGACUGUGCAGUGCCAAACUCGCAGUGUCAAAAGAAUGGCGACACAGCUUGCAAUAUCAGCAUACAGUUGACAUUCUCAGGGACUGACAAGAAUCUCGAUGCUCUAAAUUCUUGGUAUGAAGUGAAAAAUCUACGGCAGUACUCCCUGACCGGUCUAUUCUCCAAUCUUCGUGAUUCAUUUAUAUGA